AUGGAAACCGAGGGUAUCAAGCGUGAGGAACUGGAGGGAGGCACAGGUGAGGCCGCUCCGCAGGAGACUGCUUCACAAGAGACCCCUCCAGAGGAAGACAUAAAUGGCAGACUGACGGAAAUCCUCUCCGUCGCGUCUGAGUGUAUCCAGCCCGAGGAGCUAAAGGCCAGGCUACUCCUCAAGAGGCGGCUGAUCUGCUACGAUGGGUUCGAGCCGUCCGGCCGGAUGCACAUCGCGCAAGGACUUCUCAAAUGCCAAAUUGUAAACAAACUGACAAGCAACGGAUGCACGUUUAUCUUCUGGAUCGCAGACUGGUUCGCACAGCUGAACAAUAAGAUGUGUGGAGAUUUAAAAAAAAUAAAAAAAGUCGGAAAAUACUUCAUCGAGGUGUGGAAGAGCUGUGGCAUGAACAUGGAGAACGUCCAAUUCCUCUGGGCCAGCGACGAAAUUAAUAGAAAACCGAAUGACUAUUGGUCACUUGUCAUAGAUAUAUCAAAAUGUUUUAAUAUCAACAGAAUAAAGAGGUGUUUAAAAAUCAUGGGACGAUCAGAGGGAGAAGAAAAUUAUGCCUCACAGAUUAUGUACCCUUGUAUGCAAUGUGCCGAUAUUUUUUUUCUCAAUGUUGAUAUUUGCCAGCUUGGGAUUGACCAGAGGAAGGUAAACAUGCUAGCUCGAGAAUACUGCGACAUAAAGAAGAUAAAGAAGAAGCCCAUAAUCUUGUCUCAUGAGAUGCUUCCUGGACUUUUGGAGGGACAGGAGAAGAUGUCCAAAUCGGAUGAAAAUUCAGCGAUCUUUAUGGACGACUUGGAGGCCGACGUGAACAGGAAGAUAAAGAAGGCGUACUGCCCACCGGCCGUGAUUGAGAACAACCCCAUUUUCGCAUACGCCCGGAGCAUCGUGUUUCCUCAUUACAACGAGUUCGCUCUGCAGCGGAAGGAGAAGAACGGGGGAAACAAGACCUACGCCACGAUCGCUGAACUGGAGGCGGACUACCUCAGCGGCGCACUCCACCCCCUCGACCUCAAGGACAACGUGGCUCUGUAUCUGAACAAAAUGCUUCAGCCCGUCAGAGAUCAUUUCCAAAAUGAUGCCGAGGCGAAAAGUCUGCUUAAUGAAAUCAGAAAGUACAAGGUGACCAAAUGA
This is a messenger RNA of Plasmodium inui San Antonio 1, 1143 nucleotides long. RefSeq names its product tyrosyl-tRNA synthetase. The record is from RefSeq and is a predicted model, not a curated record. The transcript is spliced from 3 exons. The coding region runs from base 1 to 1143 and encodes 380 amino acids. Lineage: Eukaryota; Apicomplexa; Aconoidasida; Haemosporida; Plasmodiidae. Gene Ontology annotation, molecular function: tyrosine-tRNA ligase activity; ATP binding. Gene Ontology annotation, biological process: tRNA aminoacylation for protein translation.